This is a messenger RNA of Penicillium daleae, 1053 nucleotides long. Its product is annotated as carbonyl reductase. The coding region runs from base 1 to 1053 and encodes 350 amino acids. NCBI's taxonomy places the organism in Eukaryota, Fungi, Ascomycota, Eurotiomycetes, Eurotiales, Aspergillaceae. The transcript is spliced from 8 exons. The record is from RefSeq and is a predicted model, not a curated record.
AUGGAUCCGUUUCGAAAGAAAUUCUCAGUUGAAGACAUCCCUGAUCUAGCCGGCAAGGUCAUCAUCGUCACUGGUGGUGCCACGGGAAUUGGUAAACAGACGGUAAAGCAGCUACUGAGGCACAAUGCCAAAGUAUAUGUUGCUUCUCGAUCGAAAGGAAAAUUUGAGCAACUUUUCAACCACCUUAAGUCAGCCGACCCGCAUAUGACUGCAGGCUUGAACUUCCUCGAGCUUGACUUGUCAGAUGCAACGAGUUGCAUCUCGGCAGCAAAGCACUUCACUAAGCUUGAGGGAAGACUUGAUGUCCUUAUUGCGAACGCUGCAUUGGCUGUUGUACCAGAGACAUUGUCAAGUGAUGGAAUUGAGGUACAGUUUGGUACAAACCACUACGGCCAUUUUGUGUUCACGCACAACCUUUUGAACCUGAUUCAAUACACUUCCGAGGCAUUUGGCGAGGCGAGGAUUGUCAUUGUUGCAUCGCACGCUCAUGCCAUGUAUAAGCCGGUUCUACCGGAUAAAAUCGAUUUUGAAGGCCUAAGGACGGAGGGACCGAACACUAUAAAGAGCCUUGCCGAUGUGCAAGCUAGCUUGCAGAGAUACGCACGUUCAAAGCUGGCGAAUAUAUUAUUUGCCCGGCAUCUCCACACGCAUUUUCAGGCAACAGGUUACUCCAACAUUCUUGUCAAUUGCCUCAACCCGGGCACAGUGGGCACUGCUCCAGGAACUGAUUCAGCUGCGCUGCCGCCAAUGUUCAAGUUUAUCAACUCUUCGGUCGUCCGAUUGAUGAGCAUACCCCCAGAAGACGGCGCUCUAACAAAAUUGUUGCUGGCUACAGACCCUGAGAUUAAGUUAAAGUCAUUGAGUGGGCGGUAUUUCGACGUUGGACCGCUUGCUGGAAAGUUCUACUAUGGCUACAGUUGGGAUGCCACAGACUCGAAAUUGUCUGAUGUUGCAAAGGAUGAGCAUCUCUCCGAGAUGCUAUGGAAUUGGAGCGUACAAGCGGAGGCCUCAAUUAAUAUUACAAGCCAGGUUGUGGGCCAAAAAUCCAACUAG